AUCUAGUGGAUUCGAACACUUUUGCUUCCUCUUUGUUUACAUUCCCAAGAAAUGAAAUAUCUACAAUAAAUGAAUAAAUAAACAUUUGCUGACCUAAACGGUGUUAUCGCUGAACCAUAAUAUCUUGUUGAAAUAUUAUUUCCAUUGGAUGAGUAGACUCGAAUGGUGUUGGAACGAAAAUGGGACCUAUCACUAAACUAUUUAUAACAAUUAUUCUCUUUUUCGCUGCGGCUUCAGCUUCGAAGGUUCCAAAAGAUCCUCCAAUUUGGAGCCAAACUUACGCAGUGAAAGGGGUCCUUCACAUUCCCUAUGCUGAAAUAGACGAACCAUUUUACGGUUGGUAUGAUGGUCCUUCAAAACAGUCCCGAAUUGAUUACUACGGAGAUAUGGUAAAAACCUACCAGUUGGGAUCCGAAGGUUAUGGUACAAGUUUGAAAAUAGCACCCAUUACCACCGAGAAUGAAAUAAAUGUUAGAACUUGUCUGGAGGUCAACGGAACUGAGGAAAAUAAAAUUGAACCCCAGUCGAUUUUACCUUCCUUAGAAGGGUUUGAGUGUGUAGGGGAGGAAACAAUUGAUGGAGUUGAAACCGAAAAAUGGACCCUUACCCAAACGAUAGGACAAAAAGUGAAUAAGUACACAAUGUGGAUUGUGUAUAAACCUAAUCCAGAUAAUUAUACCUCUAAAAUUGCUGUUCCACUAAGGUACGAAAUGAGGGGAUUCAAUUCCUUGCUUGGCAGUCAUUAUGACCAUUACUAUUUGGAAUAUGAUCUCUAUGAUAUCAGUGACAUUGCUCCAUCAACAUUCCGCAUUGACUCUAGUAAGCCAAAUUUUUGUUACGCACAAGAAGUAUAUUUCCAUCAUCAGUUUUCAAGAAAAAGAUACAGUUUAACUGUCAACCAUCUUGCUGACAAGACUGAAACUGAACUCAAGUCUCUUCGGGGCAAAAAAUAUAGUGGGGAAUACAACGGCGGAAAACCUUUUCCCUACAAGACGAUAAAUACAAAAUCCCUCCCAAGCCAAUUCGACUGGAGAAUAUUUGGAGCUGUUACUCCAGUUAAAGAUCAAUCAGUUUGUGGUUCCUGCUGGUCUUUCGGUACCGUCGGAGCGAUAGAGGGAGCAUAUUUCCUGAAGAAUGGGGGUAAUCUAGUGCGUUUGUCACAACAAGCAUUGAUUGAUUGUUCAUGGGGUUUUGGAAAUAAUGGAUGCGAUGGUGGUGAAGAUUUCAGGGCUUACAAAUGGAUGCUGAAACAUGGAGGAAUUCCAACUGAAGAAGACUAUGGACCAUACUUGGGGCAGGAUGGAUACUGCCAUGCCGAUAAGGUUUCUAAAGUAGCCAAAAUCACCGGUUGGGUGAAUGUAACGACUAAUAACGAAAAUGCCUUGAGACUGGCCCUAGUUAAUCACGGCCCGAUAAGUGUUGCCAUAGAUGCUAGUCAUAGAACCUUCAGUUUUUACUCCAAUGGAGUGUACUAUGAUAAGGAAUGGUGGUUCACCAACAUUCUUUUUAUAAUAAACGGAAAAGACUAUUGGCUAAUAAAAAAUAGUUGGUCGAAUUAUUGGGGAAACGACGGAUACGUCCUUAUGGCAGCCAAGGAUAACAAUUGUGGAGUUAUGACCACUCCUACUUAUGUUACCAUGUAAUCAGUGAUAUUUUUUCAAUUUUAAUUUGUUGGCAAUAGAUAUAGUAAUAUUGAAAAAUAUAAAUGUUUAUUCUCACAUAAGGAAUAAAUUAAUUAAAA
Leptinotarsa decemlineata (Colorado potato beetle) is the source of this 1741-nucleotide messenger RNA. Its product is annotated as digestive cysteine proteinase 1. Gene Ontology annotation, biological process: proteolysis. Gene Ontology annotation, molecular function: cysteine-type peptidase activity. NCBI's taxonomy places the organism in Eukaryota, Metazoa, Arthropoda, Insecta, Coleoptera, Chrysomelidae. The record is from RefSeq and is a predicted model, not a curated record.